AUGCAAUGGGGCUACGAGCUAUCAAUUUACAAGCACGAGGUGCUUGCAGAUGAAGCAACCGCCAUUCGUUACGGUGUUAUCGAUUGUCGCGCGCUUGUGGAUGUGCGCUUUGCAUAUAUCAACUCGCCUGAAAAUGCUGUCGAGCUCAUUCUUGGAUCGGAGACCAGUGUGAUUAUCAUCCCUCGCACGGACCAAGAAGCCGUCAUGUGGCGCAACUCGUUGCUUGGUAUAAAACGUGCCUAUGGUCAGCUUGAAUCUGGUAAAAAUAAGGAGGACACGUUUGGCACAGGCGUAUUCAUCAGCCGUGGUAUCACAUUCUCGACGAACAAGGAUAACGAAGAGCUGCUGCGUCUGCAGAUUGAAUGUGCCGUUAUGUACUCAUCGAAUCUUCAAGAUUGGGACGGCCGGAAGUGGAUUCCAAAGUAUUUUGUAUUAACGAGCUCGCGUGUACUCAUGAUGUCUCUAGCGCUACAUUUGUACGAUGAGGAGCCCGACAUUCUCGGCUCGUUCGCCAUAAAGGAUAUUGUGGAGGUUCGUGCGUGUAACGAAAAGGAAGAAGCGGAGACUGGUAAUUGCAAGUCCGCUUGUGUUAUAACGUUGCGGCCACAACUCAACGCGACAAAAGACGUGAUACAAACCGUUUCUGAUCGUAUGAUCGUUAAAUGUGAUUCUAUCGAUCAUUGUUUGGAGUGGAUGCGCUUGUUAUGCAGCAGCAAUGGCAAGCUUGAGCUCAAGAAGAAUGCUGCCACGGGUUACUGGGGCAGUGUGAAUCGCAUCGCAUCGCUUUCUCGGCACCAAAGUUUUCUUGCCACUGCGCCUUUGUCUGCGGCCAUUGCCGCCGCCAACUCGAGCGAGCGCACGCGUAGAAUGACACGCCAGGAUGCUGCGCGAAAGCGGACAUCGGAGCUUAUCAUGAACCGCAAGAGCAUGAUGGGACAUCCUUAG
Molecule: messenger RNA, 945 nt
Organism: Peronospora belbahrii
Lineage: Eukaryota; Oomycota; Peronosporomycetes; Peronosporales; Peronosporaceae
Source: the annotation of a GenBank genome assembly